AUGGCGGGGAAGCUGGAGCCUCAGGAAGUGAAGUCGCCGGAAGUCGUGGAGGAUGGUGAACGUCAGACCGAGUCUUCAGAGAAGACCGAAGACUUGCUGGAAAUGGUGAAAAAGUUGCAGAAAGAGGGAAGCCUGGAGCCACAGAUUGAAGACCUGAUUAACCGGAUUCAUGAGCUUCAGCAAGCGAAGGAGAAAUCCAGCGAGGAACUGGGAGAAGCCCAAGCUCUUUGGGAGGCCCUGCGUCGGGACCUGGACUCCUUGAAUGGAGAGAAAGUGCACCUAGAGGAGGUUUUGAGCAGAAAGCAAGAGGCACUGCGGACCCUCCAGCUGUACUGCCAAAGGAAGGCGGAGGAGGCACAGAGGUUGCCCGUGGAAGAACAGCUGGAGGAUUUGAUAGGCCCACACAAGGACCUCUGGGAAUUCCACAUGCUGAAGCGGCGACUGGCCUGGGAGAUCCGUGCCCUGCAGAGCAGCAAGGAGCAGCUGCUCAUCGAAGAGAGGCAGGCGCUGGCCCGGCUGGAGGACGUGGAGCGGCGGCUGCCUGCGCAGCCCGAGGUCCCCGCCGCCCGGGCGGCGAUCGGCGGGCUGAAGGCGGAGCCGGAGAAACUCCGGGGGGAGGCCCCCGCCCAGACACGGAGCACUGCAGAGGACCCGGCCGGCGCUGGAGAGCAGGCCGGCCCCCAGCUCCCCAGUGAGGGCGACCUGGCGCCGCCGAUGCAGCUGGUCCCGACGACCGCCGCAGGCCAGUAGGACCCACCCGGCCCCCCCUUCCUUCAAGCUCGCCCGGAAAUAAAGGCCACGUUUGCGGACCGUG
Messenger RNA from Capra hircus (goat), 814 nucleotides. RefSeq names its product synaptonemal complex central element protein 1 like (gene SYCE1L). NCBI's taxonomy places the organism in Eukaryota, Metazoa, Chordata, Mammalia, Artiodactyla, Bovidae. Gene Ontology annotation, cellular component: synaptonemal complex. The record is from RefSeq and is a predicted model, not a curated record. The coding region runs from base 1 to 750 and encodes 249 amino acids. Gene Ontology annotation, biological process: synaptonemal complex assembly. The transcript has 11 exons.